Leptopilina heterotoma is the source of this 3641-nucleotide messenger RNA. Its product is annotated as ectonucleoside triphosphate diphosphohydrolase 5-like. The record is from RefSeq and is a predicted model, not a curated record. Gene Ontology annotation, cellular component: membrane. Lineage: Eukaryota; Metazoa; Arthropoda; Insecta; Hymenoptera; Figitidae. Gene Ontology annotation, molecular function: GDP phosphatase activity; UDP phosphatase activity. The transcript is spliced from 4 exons. The coding region runs from base 176 to 1603 and encodes 475 amino acids. Gene Ontology annotation, biological process: nucleoside diphosphate catabolic process.
UAUUAGUUAUCGUAAAAUAUUACUUUUGAUGAAUGGUGACAUUUAGAAGUUUGCGCCUUGUAAAGUAUUUAAAAUAAGAAAAGAAACAAUUAUCUCUUUCUCAAUUUCAAAAAGUACGUUAUUAGUUCGCGAUAAUUUUUUCAGUCUUUCCACUGCCAAGAACAGAUCAAGAAGGAUGUCGGUCAGAAAAAGGAAGUUGAGGCUAGACGAUGAUGACAACAUGUCGAGUUUUAAUAUGGCAUCGAGGUCAUCAAGCCAAAAGAAAACGUCAAAAACCACCAUGAGACGAUAUUACACUUUAAUAUUCCUGGGAUUUAUGAUAUUCAUCUACGUGGCGAUAGCGAACGAUUUAAAACCAUUUCAUCUUGGUGGCAAGGCAAUCGACAGUGUGGCAUUUUCCCUAAAUUUACAAAAACCAUUUUACGUUGUAAUUAUCGAUGCCGGAUCAACAGGAACGCGAGUAUUGGCAUUUGGCUUUCACUCCUCGAUUAUAAAUGGAAAUCUAGUUCUGGACAGUGAAUUAUUUCAUCAGGAGAAACCGGGUUUGAGUUCAUUCGCCGACAAUCCAAUUGAGGGAACAAAAUCUCUACAAAUACUCAUCGAUAAAGCAAAAUCGGUAAUUCCCCAGUCCGAAUGGAAUUACACUCCUCUCUUCAUGAAAGCCACGGCGGGUCUUCGUCUACUUCCCGGUCACAAGGCAAACGAUAUUUUAGAAGUGACCCGAAAUUUUUUGAAAACGUCCGGUUUUCAUUUGAACGAUAAAUCGGUGUCGAUAAUGGAAGGCGUUGACGAGGGUAUCUUCUCGUGGUUCACGGUUAAUUUCCUUCUGGACAGAUUUAAUCAACACAGUCCACAGAGUACGGUUGCGGCUCUCGAUCUCGGCGGUGGAUCGACGCAAGUUACUUUCGCACCCGACGAGGAGAAUAUCAAAGAAUUGAACGACUAUAUUUACAAUAUCAGCGCCUUCAAUCACAAUAUGAGUAUUUACACUCACAGUUAUUUGGGCAUGGGACUCAUGGCUGCGAGGAAGGCGAUUUUGGUGCCGGAAUCGGCGGCGAAAAACGAGAACGGAAUUGUCGAGAUACACUCGGAAUGUAUUAAUCCAUUUAUUAAGACGAAGUGGAAUUAUGCAGGUCAGGAUUAUCUUAUAAUGGGAUCAGAGAAAGGUGCUACUAAAGUUUUUAAGAAUCAAAAUUAUGCCGGUGGCGAGGAUAAACGACCAAUUGUUAAAUUCCAAGAUUGUUUGAGUUUAGUUGAAAAUUACACGAGUACAAUUAAGAGUAAACCGGUGGGACUUAAUAAGCAUGAGAUUUAUGCCUUUUCGUAUUAUUUUGAUAGAACUACUGAGAUUGGAUUAAUAGAUCCAUUCCAGGGUGGAACGAUCACUGUUGGUGCUCUUUACAAAGCAGUGUUGGAAACUUGUGAAUAUGCGAAUACGGAACAACCAUUUAUGUGCCUGGAUUUAACUUUUAUUUAUUCCUUGUUGCGAAAUACUUUUGGUCUCGAGCCUAAAACCAAACUCAAUCUUUUUAAAAAAAUAUCUGGCCACGAAUUAAGCUGGGCUUUGGGAUCAGCAUUUAAUGUAUUACAAAGUGAACUUUGAUAUCCAAAGUAGAUAGAAUUUUAAAAAAAUUUGUAACUUGAUCCAGCGUGGAAGCCGAAACUCGAAACAAAUAUCUUCAUUUCUUACGAUCAGGUAAAUUCCCAUAUUUUUAGUGCCUAUUAGACAUUUUUCUUAUUAUUUUUUUCUCUCCUUAUAAUUCCGUAUCCUGAGUUAUCGUAUUUUGUACUCAAAUCAUAAAAUUAAGAAACUUAAAUUAAACACAGGGAAAAAAAUUACAAUCUUAAAUAAUUGUUAUACGCAAUAUUUGCAGAAACAAAUUUUUUACAUUUAUUGUAAUUUCUUUAUUUUUCGAUAAUUUUUUUAACAAAACAUUUUACAAAUAUUUUACAAUAAUUAACAAUGACAAUUAUUCGUCAUUUAAUAUUAAGAACAUUUAUUUCCUUUUUUUAAAUUUGAUCCCAGGGACAAAAAUUUUAAAUCCGAUUUUUCUUUUUAAAUAAAAAAAAUUUGUUACUUUUUUUUAAAUUAGAUAAAGACAAUAAAAACUUUAUUCGAGUUCUUUUUUUAAAAACUGAUUUAUAUUAUAUUUAUAUUUGUAUUUCAUAAAAAUAUUGAUUGCUAUUUAAUUUAUAAAAAGAAGAAUGAAAUAUCUACUAUUUUAAACGCUACAAAUAUAAUAUACGAAUUAAAUGAUGAAAUUUUUGUAAAUAUGUAAUAUAACAAUCCUCGAUGUCUCUCGAGAUGAUUUCUGUCUCUCAAUGAGCCAAAUUAUAUUCUUGUACAAAAAAUCUUCUUUCUUAUAAUUUCAAUUUUCUAUGUAUUUUAUUAUCUGUCGAUUUCCGAUUUUUUUAAUCCGAGACAUUGAAAGAUGUAAAUUGAAUUUUUUUUCGAAAUCUCGUAAGUCGGAUCCUGAUCUUAUUUAUAAUUUUCUUGAAAUAUUUUUUUAUUAUUAAUUUUUAAAUAUAAAAAAAAAUUUUUGAAAAUAUAAAAGCAUGAAAAACUGUUUUUUUUUUAAUUUAAAUUUUUUAAGUUUAUUAUUUGCAGUUUAAAUUAAUAAUGAAUCAAAGAGUACACAUUAAAAUCUUUUAAUGUCUCGAAAGAUAAUGUGCGUCUCUGUAAAUCAAUUUUCUAACAGUAUUUGAAGAAAAUACAUUCUUCGGAAAAAAAAAUGUUUUAAAAAUGAUUUUAAAAUUUUUACUGUAAAAUUAAUUUUAAAAUUUUUACACUACAUUUUAUCCAUGUUUUUCAAAUGAAAAAAAUUUGUAUUAUCUUUAGUUAACAUAUUAAAGCUGAGGAAUAUUUUUUAUCGACAAAAAAAAUUCACAUUAAUUUUGUAAUAAUUUUGUAAAAAAAAAUGAAAAUUAUUCAUCUGAAUACAUUUUUUAUUAUCUGAACAAACAUUCAUAUCAUUAAAAUAUUAUACCAAUUUCUAAAAGAAAUUAUUUAAUUUUUUGAACAUAAAGAAAUGUUGAAUGUCGACCAAAUUUUUGACGACAAAAGAAAAUGUUUUCUGCACAAAAUAAAUUGAAUUUCCUGAAUUAUAAGAACCAAUAUUUAUAAUUUAAUACAAUUAGAAAUUCAUCAUUGAAAAUAGAAUUAAAAUUUUCAUUGAUAAUUGUAAAUAUCUAGAUAAUGAUAUCAUCAGGUGCUACUAGCGAUGAUAAGACGAUUUGUUUUUAAACAAAUUGUUGUAGAAAAAAUAAUUAUUCGGUUUGGAAACUUAUUUUUAUUUAACAAAACAAUUUAAUGUAACUAGACACUAAGUAGUAAUUAUUUUAUAAACAUAUCACUUAAUAGUUAAUGUAGAUAACAAUAUUUUAUAAUAGACUGAUGAUGAUGAUGAUGAUGAUGAUGAUGAUGAUGAUGAUGAUGAUGAUGAUGAUGAUAAUAAAAUUUAACAAUAAUCGAGAAAUAAUCAUUAGAUUAAUAUUAUGUGAUUUAAGUAUGUUUAGUACAUGGUAGAAAUUGCACAAAAUUGUGAUGUUUUAAAUAUAUGUACCUAAUAAUUUCUGUACAGUAGAGAAAAACGAAUCGACGAUGUAUAGUGCCUUUAAAUAAACUUCUUUAUUAAAACCAA